AUGCGUGUGGACUUCGAUCAUCACAAGGUGACUGGUGCAGCUGCGAGACUGGCACUGUUAGCUCACCUGCAGCUGACUGCUACAGCUUCAAGACUGACACUGUUAGCUCACCUGCAACUGACUGGUACAGCUUCAAGACUGGCACUGUUAGCUCACCUGCAGCUGACUGUUACAGCUUCAAGACUGGCACUGUUAGCUCACCUGCAGCUGACUGGUACAGCUUCAAGACUGGCACUGUUAGCUCACCUGCAGCUGACUGGUGCAGCUUCAAGACUGGCACUGUUAGCUCACCAGCAGCUGACUGGUACAGCUUCAAGACUGGCACUGUUAGCUCACCAGCAGCUGACUGGUACAGCUUUAAGACUGGCACUGUUAGCUCACCAGCAGCUGACUGGUGCAGCUUCAAGACUGUCACUGUUAGCUCACCUGCAGCUGACUGCUUCAAGACUGGCACUGUUAGCUCACCUGCAGCUGACUGGUCCGGCUUCAAGACUGGCACUGUUAGCUCACCAGCAGCUGAAUGGUGCAGCUUCAAGACUGGCACUGUUAGCUCACCUGCAGCUGACUGGUACAGCUUCAAGACUGGCACAGUUAGCUCACCUGCAGCUGACUGGUGCAGCUUCAAGACUGGCACUGUUAGCUCACCUGCAGCUGACUGGUACAGCUUCAAGACUGGCACUGUUAGCUCACCUCCAGCUGACUGGUGCAGCUUCAAAACUGGCACUGUUAGCUCACCUGCAACUGACUGGUGCAGCUUCAAGACUGGCACUGUUAGCUCUCCAGCAGCUGACUGGUACAGCUUCAAGACUGGCACAGUUAGCUCACCUGCAGCUGACUGGUACAGCUUUAAGACUGGCACUGUUAGCUCACCAGCAGCUGACUGGUACAGCUUCAAGACUGGCACAGUUAGCUCACCUGCAGCUGACUGGUGCAGCUUCAAGACUGGCACUGUUAGCUCACCUGCAGCUGACUGGUACAGCUUCAAGAUUGGCACUGUUAGCUCACCUGCAGCUGACUGGUGCAGCUUCAAGACUGGCACUGUUAGCUCACCUGCAGCUGACUAGUACAGCUUCAAGACUGGCACUGUUAGCUCACCUGCAGCUGACUG
Molecule: messenger RNA, 1108 nt
Organism: Procambarus clarkii (red swamp crayfish)
Lineage: Eukaryota; Metazoa; Arthropoda; Malacostraca; Decapoda; Cambaridae
Source: RefSeq, a predicted model, not a curated record